AUGUUCUUUUGGCCAGUUAUUACAGUUUUUUGCGCUCCUGACAAUGCUGGGAGAGAGUUUCUUGUGGUGUACAUGGAAAAUGCGGCCGACACUUUCUCCACUGAAUUGGAACUUUACGUCACGACGUCGCAUCAAAGCGACGUCAGAGUCAACGUGACGUCACCUCAACGAGGCGUGAACGGAGUUGAUGAGCAGUUUGUUGUACGGUCUGGUUAUGUUCAUCGAUUGUUCAUUUCGUACCAUCUUCGCCUGAUAGGAUCAGCAAAAUCUGGAAACGCUCUUUUAGUGCGGUCGGACGAAGAAGUGGUUGUUUAUACGGUGAACAAAGAAAUAUAUACAAAUGACGCGUACCUGGCUUUACCUACGGACGUUUUGGAGCAUCAGUAUUUCACCGUGUCGUACUAUCCAGCAACGUACAAGACUCAGUUUGCUGUAGCAGCUACGGACGAUUGCAUCGUUUCGGUAACUCUUCCAAAUCCUCAAACAUUCCUUGAGGUCGUUUUUGAAGGAACGAGCUACUAUAACGGAGACACAUUUGACGUAAGCCUGUCCAAGUUCGAAUCUUUCCAAAUCCAAAGUGACGGAGAUUUAACGGGAACAUCCAUUUCGGCUGACAAACCGAUUGCGGUUUUUAGUGGGAAUCAGCGUCCCCGUGUAAACGGCUACAGUACAGACCAUCUCGCUGAGCAGCUCCCUCCAGUGUCAACGUGGGGCAAAAUGUUUGCUGUCGUUCCAACGCCGAACCGUACCGUUGGCGACUUCGUGAAGUGUGUAGCCAGUGAGGAUCAGACGUCACUUACUGUUUCCGGCUAUGGAACGUAUUCAAUAGGAGAAGCCGGUCAAAGUAUCCAACUGUCCGUAAGUUCUGAAGACUUCGUCAGCAUUCAUGCCGACAAACCAAUCCUUGUUGUCCAGAUCGUCAAGAGUCAAGAGACCGCGAAAUCUGAAGAGAAAGCCGAUCCUGCUAUGUCAGUGAUCUACCCAGUAGAACAGUUCUCGGCGGACUGCACCAUAUCAACGCCAGAGUACUCCCAAAAUGGCGCGUACACAAACUCUUUACUGAUCGUCGUGAAGGAUUCCCAGACUCAGGGGUUAAGACUGGAUCACGCGCCACUGGGUGAUUCGGUGGUGUGGACGCCAUUUGUGGGACUGAACUACUCUGGCGCCCAGAUUUCCAUAUCCCAUGGCAGCCACACGCUUUACCAUAUCAUCCCGACCGUGACGUUUGGUGGGAUUCUGUACGGAUACGCCCAGUAUGAAGCUUUCUCCCUCCCGCUAGGCGUGAGACUGGCGCCUGUUAAUUUGCCUUGUAUUGUCAGUUUCUCUUUGAGCGGAGACGGGUUUGAUAACGAUUGCGAUGGACGGAUAGAUGAGGAGAUAUGUGAUGACGGCAACAAAGAUGACGACGAAGACGGGCAAAUCGACGAAGAUUGUGCGAGUCCAUCUGUUUAUAACAUAGGUACUGUUUCUGAGACAGCGGGUAUCGCUAACACAACAGCAAACCCAACCACAGCCACCAGCGGUAUAGUAUCACUCACUAACGAGUACAAUGGUUCAACAGUUGACCAUACAAGGGAGACGGAAUUACAUUCACCGAUUCUACCCAGCUGCCCAAAGGGCUGGUUUUCCUGUGGCUCGCCUCCAGCCCAUUGCCUCGAGAACGCUUUCCUGUGUGACUGUCACGAGGACUGUCCCGGGGGGUGGGAUGAGACCCUCAAGGCGGGAUGCACACACUCAGACGUAGAGAUGUGCCAGCGUGAUUCAGGUAGCAGAUCUCCCCAGGCUGAUACUCUCAACGUGAUUGCUGGUGUUAUCGUUCUAGCGGUGUUUGAAGCAGCUGGGCUGCAUAUUGGGCAAUACACCAUUCCAGUGGACUGCUAG
Messenger RNA from Liolophura sinensis, 1881 nucleotides. RefSeq names its product IgGFc-binding protein-like. Bases 1 to 1881 code for a protein of 626 amino acids. The transcript is spliced from 7 exons. The record is from RefSeq and is a predicted model, not a curated record. Gene Ontology annotation, molecular function: protein binding. NCBI's taxonomy places the organism in Eukaryota, Metazoa, Mollusca, Polyplacophora, Chitonida, Chitonidae.